Mytilus californianus (California mussel) is the source of this 2481-nucleotide messenger RNA. RefSeq lists its product as uncharacterized. Gene Ontology annotation, biological process: DNA recombination; DNA integration. Gene Ontology annotation, molecular function: DNA binding. Bases 781 to 2313 code for a protein of 510 amino acids. The transcript is spliced from 2 exons. Lineage: Eukaryota; Metazoa; Mollusca; Bivalvia; Mytilida; Mytilidae. The record is from RefSeq and is a predicted model, not a curated record.
GUAUUUUUAUAUAAAUAAAAAUUGAGUAUUAAUACACAGUAUAGUGAAAUGCAAUUCAUCCUUGUGAUUGCAUUGCCUCUUAUCAACAACAUAUUAAGUUACUUCAUAUCAGGAUACAGUCAUUUAUGGAAAUGAGUGUAUCCUUAGCUUUGUAUGUCAUUGUAAACUUUUAACCAAUGAGAAGAUUGGGUUUUCCUAGUUGCUGCUGUUGAAAUCUCGUUCCCUAAUUGUGUAGUGAGAUUUAGUUAGAGAACCAAUCAGAAUAGGGCGCUCAUUUCAAAAUGUCCAAUCAGAUAGUUAAUUAAUUACUGUUGGUUCUUUGUUCUAACAAUUGCGCGUCUUCAUAGGCAUUCAAGCUAAUUCAGUUGCAUGAAGCAGAAGCAUUAUAUUUUUGCAGUUGGAAAUUUUUAAAUUACGAAUUAUAUAUGUAAAAUUUCGUUUAUGGAUAGAUCGUUUUUACCAUGGAUAGUGAAAAAUUUGUAAGAACAUUUUUACUUAUCCCAGAAUGGUAUUUGUUAACUCCAGAAGAAGUGGAAACAAUUAAAACGUAUAUCGUGGAAUCGUCAGCAGAUCGUGCUCACGUUUACUGGAGCAUUACUUUAGACUGUGCAGCGUGUUGUAAUGGAUGCUAUUUUUGUGGUUUCACAAAGAAUUUGUGUAGUGGAAGCGUCAAGGCAGAAAGCAGGUCCGAUUAGUCGGGAUUUAAUGUGAACUUUAAAUCUAUAUUUGGAACAAUAGUCAAUACCACGUUUGCUUAAAUUCAUUUAAAGACUUGCAAAAAUGGCGGAAAACGGCGACAGCGACCGCGAAGUGGAGAUCUUUAAUGACAGUGAUCGGGUUAAGUUGUGGGCAGCAACUAUGAAAUUAAACGAUAACACCUCAUCGGAGUUAUUGAGACAUGGAUUUGACACUAUGGAGGCAAUUUCGAUGAUUGAGUCAGAAGAUAUGCCAACUUUCAACAUCCCGUUAGGCCAGCAAAAAGUUUUGCUUAGAGCGUUGCAGAAAACUUUCAAGACCGGUCGAGACGAGAAUGGUGGAAAUAUUAAUGGGGCGUCAAUGCGCAACACAAGUGAAAUCGGAGGCGGAGUCACCACAAGAGAGAUUGGAGGCGGGGUUUACAAUAAAGAUGGCGACAGUAGUACUUCCGUAAACAUCCAAGAUGGCGGCAGAAGCACUUCCGUAAACAUUCAAGAUGGCGGCGUCCAUGCGAACAUUCCUAGAGCGGACGAUACAUAUAUCCAGGAAAUUAUGAAAAUGAUGGCAGUGCAAAAGGACAAUAAUGGUCAUUCAAUCAAUGAUUUUAAUGCUAAAUCCUCUCAUUCUCAAGGCUCACUGGCAUCCAAGGAGAUGACAACACUGGAUAGUAUUGUGGCAAAAUUUAGAAAUCAUACUUAUGCUGAGUCUACCAAAAAGACGUAUCAGAACUAUUUAAAAUCCUAUAUGGAAUUCUGUAGAAGAAUUAACAUUGCCCUUGUUCCUUUGAGUCCUUUGAACUUAGCAAGAUAUGUAGCCUAUUUGUCUGCGAGACUACAGUUUAACUCCAUAAAUAAUUACUUGUCAAUUAUCCGUUUGUUACAUUUAGAAGCAGGGAUUACGUCUCCAUUGGAGUCAUUUUUUAUGGAUUCGGUACUAAAAGGUGCUAAGCGUGUAUUAGGAUGCACAGUUCAUAGCAAAUUGCCUUUAACGCCGAAGAUUUUAAAUGAAAUAUUCACUUUGUUGUCAUUAAGCAGUAGUAAGGACUUAUGCUUUUGGGCAGCCUGCUUAGUUGCCUUCUUUUCCUUUUUAAGAAAGUCAAAUUUAUUUGCUCCGUCUCUUUCAGCUUUUGAUCCUGUGCGACAGUUAUCUCGAGAAGAUAUCACUUUUCAUGCAGAGGGUGUCCGAUUAAGAGUAGUGAAAACCAAAACCAUUCAAUUUUCAGAGCGUGUGUUAGAAAUCCCACUUCCAAGAGUGAACAACUCUCAUUUAUGUCCCUCUAAGGCUCUCCUUCUUAAUUUCAAGCAGGUACCAGCCAUAAGCUCCCCAUCACCGGUCUUCUUGUACUUAGUGCAGGGCAAGGUAACGCCUCUUACCUAUGCCACCUUUGUAAAAAUGCUAAAACAUAACUUAUCAUUGUUAAAUUAUGACAGCACCAAAUAUUCGGGACAUAGUUUUCGUAGAGGGGGAGCUUCCUUCGCCUUAGAAUGUGGGAUACCAGCUGAUCAUAUUCAGUCCCAGGGUGAUUGGAAAUCAGAUGCAUAUAAGUUAUACUUGGAUCCUUCCUUUGCUCAUCGACAGAAAGUCAUGAAUAAAUUUGCUGCGGCCCUUGGGAAAUAAAUAACUAUACUUACCUACCCCUACUGGUUCCACUUUACAUGUUUGGGAAGUUUGGAAUACCACAGAUUGUUCAUUAAUUAAUUUGUGUAUUGUUUGAAAACUGUAAUGUUGUUUGUGGUUUUAUUAAUAUGAAAACUAUAAGCAUUAAACUGUGGUUCUUUUCCCAAA